AUGAUAGUGACUCAAUGUGGGCUGAAGUCGGCAUCUGGGACCCUGCAGAACAAGAACAGCAGCUGCUUCGCGGAGUGGAUCCCCAACAACGUGAAGACGGCCGUGUGCGACAUCCCGCCGCGCGGCCUCAAGACGGCCGUCACCUUCAUCGGCAACAGCACCGCCAUCCAGGAGAUGUUCAGGCACAUCUCGGAGCAGUUCACCGCCAUGUUCCGCCGCACGGCCUUCCUGCACUGGUUCACCGACGAGGGCACGGACCAGAUGGAGUUCACGGAGGCGGAGAGCACCAUGAACGACCUGGUGUCCGAGUACCAGCAGUGCGGAGGAGGUGGAGGAGGAGGCCUGAAGCCCCACCCCCACAACCACUCCAACCCCCGGCAACCAUGUGAAGAGAUGGAGGAGCUAGACUAAAUAUCUACUCAG
Molecule: messenger RNA, 423 nt
Organism: Gadus chalcogrammus (walleye pollock)
Lineage: Eukaryota; Metazoa; Chordata; Actinopteri; Gadiformes; Gadidae
Product: tubulin beta chain-like
Biological process (GO): microtubule cytoskeleton organization; mitotic cell cycle
Cellular component (GO): microtubule; cytoplasm
Molecular function (GO): GTP binding; GTPase activity; structural constituent of cytoskeleton
Source: RefSeq, a predicted model, not a curated record